UGGCCGUGGGCUGAGGAAGUCGAUGACUCCGAUGGUUCCUGACUGAGAGUGGAGACUCUGACGGGGAGAAAUGGCGAGAAUGGUUAACAAGAACGGCUGCGUAGAGGAAAAUCAGAGCCCGGACCCGCAAGGACCGGGUCGAGGGGUGGCUAGAUGGGGUCCACAACACGCCGGGGCUAGGGAACUGGCCACUCUGUACUCGCCAGGUAAAAGAUGCCAAGAAUGGAUUAGUGUCGUCUUCUGCUUCUCUCUCAUGGCCUUCAAUUUCAUUCACCUCCUUGCCAAUUUCAACGUUGGGCAUUUGUGGCACAUCCCAUUGGGCACUGUUGCAGGAAUACUCACAGCAGACUUUGCAUCAGGACUUGUUCACUGGGCCGCUGAUACUUGGGGAUCAGUGGAUCUACCCAUCUUUGGAAAGGCCUUCAUACGACCAUUCAGAGAGCACCAUAUCGACCCCACAGCCAUUACCCGCCACGACUUCAUCGAGACCAACGGGGACAAUUGCAUGCUGACCAUCGUCCCUCUGGCAAACAUGGCCUUCAACUUCCUCACCCUCAGCCCUGCGGAGAUUUACCACGUCUACCCAUGGUACUGCUUCUUGUUUGCACUCGCCAUCUUUGUGACGCUCACCAACCAGAUCCACAAGUGGUCGCACACGUAUUUCGGCCUUCCUGGUUGGGUUGUGUUGCUGCAGGACUGCCACGUCAUCCUUCCUCGCAAGCACCAUCGCAUCCACCAUGUCUCCCCCCAUGAGACAUACUUCUGCAUCACUACAGGUUGGUUGAACUACCCACUGGAGAAGCUGGGCUUCUGGAGGAACCUGGAGGAUCUCAUCCAGGGUGUGACGGGAGAGAAGCCCAGAGCGGACGACCUGAAAUGGGCUCAAAAAGUCAAGUAACGCUGCGGGCUAAUUUCACCCUACCUCAGGAGAUGCUGGCUCUGUCCAGGCUUCUCACCCCCACAAACACACACACACACUUUUUUUUUUGCCUCACUUAAACUGAAUCCUCCAUUUUAAGGUAAACUAACAGUUUCUGAUGCCAUAGCUUUAAGUCUUGCACAUUUUUUUUGUCUGCUUCUUAAGAGGAGGGCUUUGUUGAAUGAAAUAUUCAUCACUCACUCAUGGAGAUCGUUUGUGUAAACUGCAAUAUAUAUCUUCAACUCCCAGUGUGUUUAACACCACUCAUCACUUUGUUUAAGGUGAUUUACAAAGGCUUUGGCUAAGAGGGUUUGGUUGGAUACAUCAUUUGAGAUCGCAGUCCUAAGGUGAUUCAAAUAUUUCCCUUCUUACCAGAAAAUUUAAAUGUACCCAUGAGAGAAGAUUGAAUUAGUCUCCUCUCUUUUAGAGUCGUGAACUGUUCAUUUGAAACGUCGAUAAUGAAGCAUAUAUUUAAAACCGCUUUAUAUUCUCUGGAUCAUAUAUUUUUUCAUCUAUUUAUUGUGGAGUAAUAAAUAAAAUUUGGAUUUAGGCCAUAUUGUGUCAUAGGACAGGGUCGAUACAGUCUAGGAUGCUUUACCAAUGUUGAUAGCUCAUAAACAAAGUGGUAGAUUAUUGUUACAAUUGUUGACUGUUGUCGUGGUGAAGACGAGAAUAGUUUUUUGGUCUGUGUUCUUCAGUAUUAACCAGCACCCACUGUUGAUUCCAGUGACGAGCUACAAGUCAAAAUGCAGAGUCGCGGCAAGGACAACGACUACAGUUAUUUACAAGCCAAAUCAGUCACCAGCAUAUGAACGAACAAACAAACACCACAUUUUAAAUGUAUAAAUAAAUGCUAAUGUUGCUGUCGGAUGAUUCUAAGCAGGUGUUUUCAGUUGAAUUUGUUGAUGUGAUUUGGCUAUUUUCGCUCUAUAAACACAGAAAUGUUCAGACUCAGUGGGAACGUCGAGUCAUUUCGAUGUCAACAGGUUACACGGCAAUGACUGUAACUGUUGUCAGCGUUGAUGCAUAUCACAUUGUUGCCGCUGAAUCAUUCUGGGUUAUUCUCUUAAGUCGUCUUCACAGAUGAGGCCCAGAGAGGGGCAUUUUUGGGAGUUUUGUAGAAAAGAGACAUUUGCAUUUGUUUCGUCUGGUUGCCUUACACACUGGAAAUGCAAUCCUUGUGUCUUAAUUUCAUCUUUUAUUUGCAGCACCUCUUGUGCAUCAUUCUGGGAUUUGUGUUUCAUGAGAAUCAGACACAGAUACUCCAAAGUUAUGUGCCAUCUGUAUGUAUGUAACAUGUACUCGGUUUACACCAGGCAGUAAAAUAGGGGAUCGAAGUGCGAUGAGACGAUGCUUGACCACGUACAGGAAAAUGUACUGAGAACGCAUGGAGCCAAGAGAAGUGGUCAGAGACGCUCUUUGACCACAUUGAGCACAAAGUGUAGUCGCUCUAAUAAUCAUGACAACAGCUACUCUGCAGGGGUUUGGAAGUAUGGUUGUGUGAGGUACUGACACCUUUCAGUUUCUAGCUGGAAAUUGUGUCUAACGGCCAAAUAAAGCAUGUAUACGGAAGAGUAUUAGGGCCACAUGUAAAAAGAAUAAAACAACAUGAAUUCUGAGAAAAAAAGUCGGAAUUCUGAGUAAAAAGUCAGAAUUUUAAGAUUAUCUGACUUUUUUUCUCAAUAUUCAUGCUAUUUCAUUUUUUCCUUUCCAUAGAUAUAGAAUCAUAGAUGUAAGCACACGAUAGAAGUUAACAGGUGAGGCUUUUGUUUGGUGUCUUAAAUUCAAACAAUAAUAUAAUAAUAAUAAGAUGGAGUGUUCACAGAAACGCCAGUGCACUCACUGUGUCAAUACCUCAUAAAACCACUCGAAAAACCUGAAUUAUCCCUUAAGGAAGUGGUGUUCCUCCAUUGUCACAUGACACAUGAAAAAACCAAACGACAGACGUCUACCACCAACCUUUGUUGUUCAUAGAAGUGUAUUAAUUCUGGGUUCAAAACUGUGUUUUAAUGCCAGGUGUAAAAGAGUACUUGUAUUCAUUCCUCUCAUCUUGCUCUUUUUUAAUAUAUAUGGAAAGGGAAGCCUCAGUUUCAGAGCGGAACAUUCCCAGUGAGUGACGUUGCCGUGGCGACGUUGCAAGGGCUUCGGUGACGGCUGUCGAAAACUUGUUAUUUCUUCACUCCUUCAGAUGAGAUUAUGUCAUUGAACUAAAAAGGUUGAAGUAGUUUUUUAAGUGCUUUAAAUAAUAAUUUGUAAAUGUAUUGUACAGCAAGUGACUAUGCAGUGUAAUAAGAGGCUAUGUCUUAAUUAAUUCAAUAUGAGUGGGUUUCAAUGCCUUUUCUAUUUUUAAUAGUUUACACACACACACACACACACAUAAACCUGGAGCUCAUGUACCAUGUACCAACGUAUGAACUGCAUGACAACAUGAUUUAAACUAAUGAAGAUGUCACUUACAUACAGUAGGCGUAAAGAAUGCAUGCAUGCACAGAGCAUGUCGGCCUGUGCGAGCGAUAUACUGUACUGGGUCACCAGCUGUCCUGUUUUUGUGUUCUGACCAAUGAGAAUUGUGCUUUGCUCCAAAUCAACUUCAUUUUUACCUCUUUCACUAAGUUAAACCCCCAAAACCGUUUGACCAAAUUGUCCCAGGUUUGAACUACCAAAAUGUUAUCUUCAUGCCAAGGUUCCAGGUCAAAAAUGAGUUGAAGUCACCGGGUCAACUUGGCUUCCCUGGUGUUAAGACUCCGAUCCAUGCAUCAUUUGUUCUUUCAACAUUCAAUUGAGGAUCUAAAUAAAAAAAUAAAUACAACUGUUUUCCAACUGUUUUCCAAUGUUGAAUGAAAGAAUAAGAAACUUUAGGGUUGUUUUCCGUACUGAGUUUGUGCAUUAAUCAAAUGUAGCAAAUUUAACAAAUUUGGCUGAACGUGAUGUGGAUAUUAUAAUUUCUCCCACUCGCAUUGAAACUAGAAGUUGUUUAUUUACGACGAGCUCAUCUCUUAAGACAAAUAAAGCCAUAAACUAACCACAUUUAAAUAUAGAAUAAAACUAAAUUCCAGUUUCAAUGUGAGUGGGAGAAAUUAAAUAUCCACAUCACAUUCAGCCCAAAUUGUUUUUUUGUUUUUUUUUAGAUUUAUUUGCUACAUUUUGUUGCGGCGAUUGCAAGGAUGCAGUUUCUGGAGUCGGAGAUGAGUUGGAGAUUAAAGUCGGAAUUCUGAGAAAUGAGUCAAAAUUCUGAGAUUAGUUAUGGUAUUUAAAAGGUUUUGGAGAAAAGGGGGAGAAAAGGGAGACGUCAGGUUAAGAUGUCUGGCGCCUUCCUGUAGAGCAGACCUUGGGGAGGACUGCGUAGUUGAGUUAUCAGUCCUGUGGUUAGCCUCAGUGGAAAUACAAAGAGUCACAUUCUGUAGACAGAUGAUAGCGGCCAGUGCUACAUCGAGGCCUUUGUGAUUAGCGAGUUGCAGCUGGUACCGUCCUGAGCUGUUUGUGCUUAGGAAUGUGGACUGCUCUUUUUAGAGAAAGUUUUUCUCAUGCACAUUUGAUGACGACAACAACAACAACAACAACCCUUUCGUUCAAGAUCGGAAAACAUGUCAUGAAAUGAUGCCGUUUUAAUUUCCAAUUUUUGAUUCUCAAUUGAAUAUUGAAAGAAUGAAUGAUAAAGUGAUUUCCUCCAAGUAGAUUACUUCAUUAUAGUAAAGUUGACUUUGAAACCAAAAUGAUGCUAUAGAUUACGUAGUAGUCUCAUUUUUUUUUUUUUAAAAAUGGAAGGUUUUAUGUGUCACUGCAUCACAGUUUAAGACCAGUAUACAUAUUCUAUACUUAUAAUUCUUUUUUUUUUUUUGGAUUAGUUUAAGGCAAAACAUUGUCGGUGCACCCACCGUUCAGCACAGCUGAACUUUUUCUCUGCGUGAUGUUUCCGUGCUUUAGUCGCUUGCUUUUUGUGGUCAUUUUAAAGGUAAUUUAAGGGUGUCAAGAUUAACUUGAGGGACUAUUUCACUUUGAAAGUAUACAGUAAUAAAACAAAUAAAUACUAUAUAGGGCGGUAGUUGUUAGGAGUGAAUAUGGAGAUCACUUAUCGUUCAUUUUUAUUCUCCAGAUGAUCUCAGGAUUGUGGUUAUAGGGUCAUUACAUUUGUAAAGACAUAUUUAGAAGAAAAAAAAGGACAAAAAGCACUCCUUUUACUCACAUUACUUUGACUAAAAUAGCUAAAAUGCAAAAAUGGGUUCUGCCAUAAACAUUAUACAUCAGCAAGGUUUUUUGAGGUAGCAUUUGUGAUUAAGCUGUGUGUGUUUUUUCUUUUGUUCUGGGCUUUCAUUUGUGGUUCUGAAGGGUAUUUUGUGACCGUAAAUAUGUUCCAACUAGGAAACAAUAUUGUGGAAAUCAAAUCAUCUUGUUAGUAAGCGGGCUUGGCAGUCGUUGACUUUUUACUGAAUGGCCUUAUCCUCUUCCUGAUUGAUUUUACUGUAGAUCUUGUCAGUGACAUAAGUAAAAAAAAGAAAAAAGAAGAAGCUCACUGACUCACUUUAAAUUGCCCCUCGUUUGCCUCUUGCUCCUCCUGAGGCGAGUUAUUGAACAUGGAUGUUGGUGACAUUUGCUGGUGGCGAUUGGGUUUUAGAAAUCUAGGAAAAUGCCUCGAUGCCUUUUUGUUGUCUUCCACGUGGGAGACGUACAAUGUACAUAUUAAACUGUAUUUAUAAAAUAAACUAAAUAAAGAGUUGAUAAUCA
This is a messenger RNA of Solea senegalensis (Senegalese sole), 5641 nucleotides long. It is a transcript of the gene peds1b, whose product is annotated as plasmanylethanolamine desaturase 1. Gene Ontology annotation, molecular function: oxidoreductase activity. Bases 71 to 898 code for a protein of 275 amino acids. The transcript has 6 exons. Lineage: Eukaryota; Metazoa; Chordata; Actinopteri; Pleuronectiformes; Soleidae. The record is from RefSeq and is a predicted model, not a curated record.